Caenorhabditis bovis is the source of this 1245-nucleotide messenger RNA. The record is from the annotation of a GenBank genome assembly. NCBI's taxonomy places the organism in Eukaryota, Metazoa, Nematoda, Chromadorea, Rhabditida, Rhabditidae.
AUGUCUCGGAAUUUCUCAAGGUCUGCGGCCGAUAAAGUACUUUCACAAAAAUUCUAUCUCGAAAAGGAAUGGGCCUCGAGACACAGUUCGCUAUCAAAAUUAGGUCUGGGAGGAGACUAUGAAUGGAUUAGCGCUGUUCAGAAGAAGUUCGUUGGCGGUGGUCAUGCUAGUGCCGUUGAUGUUGAUGCUGCCGUUUGUAUUGCUGAGCAAAAGGAUCAAGUUGACGAUGUUCUCGAACUUCUUUAUAAAACCCGACAUAGUCUGAAGGCGUCAGAAGUAGCGGAGUCCAGCGAGUAUGCAAUAAUCAGAUUGCUUCUCAAAUAUAACCCAGAGAAAAUCUUUACAAUAGCCAAUGACGCGAUUAAUUACGGCAUUUUUCUGGAUGAACAUUCCGCUAGUAUUGUUAUUGACCAUUUCAUAAAAGAAAACAAUAUUCAAGGAGCUGCACGAAUUGUGUCUUGGGUGAUGCAGCAGGAAGACUAUGAUAAUGAGCUUCUUAAUGUUUUAUGCUUGUACGUUUGCGCAAAGUGGUGUGAACUUCCCGAAAAUGAGCAGACUAUGCCACUUUUAGAAAGUAUUGAUGAAGAAGUAAAUGAAGAAGAAAUAAGAACAUUUAAGUUUCCAUAUCUCAAAAAUGAAUGCUUUGAUGAGCAUUUUGAUUUAAAUAAUGCUCAUCAUUUAGUUGGUAAAUCACUUUUAUGGAUUUCAAGAGCGUCAAAAUCAAUUAAUGACGAAUUAAAAAACAAUUUGCAACUUCUGGGAGCGGUUUUUUUUGAAAAGUUGGUUACAAACUAUAUGUAUUUGGAAACCUCGUUGAGACUUGCUGCAAUGGUUAUUAAAAAACUGACUCCAAAAGAAGAAGACGCGCAUCUUUCUCAAACUGCUCAGGCUGUUAUUGAUAAAUUAAAGUCCAAUACUGUCGUAGCUAACUCGAACUUGAGCACUAUUAUUCUCGAGCAUCUUGAAAAAAUUCGAGUAUCUGAAGAAGCAUUACUGUGCGAAAAACAGACAAAAAAGUUUGAAUCGUGGAAUUUGCGCAGACACGAAUUGGUUAAAGCGCAAGCUGAAAAAGUAGUUCUAAAGAUGAGAAAAGAUGAAAUUAUUGAAGAAAUAAGAAAACUAAGUCAGAUGGACGAACAAAUUGGUUUUUUCAAGAACCGUUUGAAAUGGGAGAAACGUGCCGCUGAAAAUGAACAAAUUGAAAGAGAAUCCCGACAGCGAAAUUCAACCAUGCUCUCUUCAUAG